AUGUAUAAACGAACCCUAUUUGUGCUAAGCUUCGCACUUUUGAACUUCAUCAGUGCGGAGAGUAAAAAUGUAGUUUCUUCCUUUUUGUCCUACUUGAGCUCAAAAAUUAAUUCGACCAGCGAAAUAUCAAAAGUGAUCCAAAUGGGCGACACUAUGGCGUGUGUAGUUAGUAAAGAAAAUAAUAACACGCAUAAUGAAUGCUCUUGUUCGUUUACAAAGCUGAAAGAAUUUGAAAAAAAAUGUUCUUCCAAUUUUAAAAAAAAUCAAGAAGACGCUAAAAACUGCUCUGAAGAACCUUGUGAAAUUUGUUGUAGUUUAAUGAAUUCAAACCGUGCAGCAAAUUCUAUCCUGGACUAUGAAUUUUUUUGUAAAAAAAAAUGUGCACGAUCGAGCAUUGUUUCAAAUUUGAAUCAAGAUGAUUACAAAAUAGUUUUUAAAAAGUUAAUUGAAUUUAUUCGUAUUUUUUAUCCGUCCAAUGUGCUUAAUUAUUAUCCCAUUCGGAAAAAGGCCUCCGCGAAUUAUACGAAUAAGCCACUGAACGCAAAAAAUCGUACGAUAAUGGACGACCUAGGUGAAGAGCCCAGCGCGAGCAUGCCUGUGAAAAGAACGCCAUUCUCAUUCAUUUCUGAUAUAAGUACGAACAUAAAAAAUGGAAAUAACAAGAGCGAUGUGACGGCUGUGAACAGGCAAAACUCGUUCGAACAUAUAAAGGACUUUAAAAUAAUCGAGUUGGGGAACUUUAAAAUAAUUAAGGUCUUACUGAGGGGACUUUCCAGCACCGUGUGUUUGUGUGAAUGGAUAAUUGAGUGCAAAAAGAAGCUUGUUUUGAAAAAUUAUGUUAAGUAUAUAAAUAAUGACAUUUUAAGUUCGAACAUAUACAUUGAUGAAUCAAAUGAGACAGACACGGAAAAUAGCAGCUCGGAGACGGACAGAACGAUCAGCAUAGGCCCGUGUUCCGAAAGGGCAUAUAAGGAAAGGGCAUUGUAUGAGCAGGCGUACAUGGAAAAAGAAGAACAACAUGGGAAGGAACAGUUAUGGCAGUACGACAAUCAUGCUAUAGACAAGGGAAAAGAAGCGAACGAACAUAAAACCCUGCAUUUAGUUUUAAAAGUAAAACACAAAGAAUUGUACUACAACCUCAGAGACAUAGAAGAAUUAAGAGAAGAAAUAGAAAUACACAAAAAAUUGAAGCAUUGUAACAUUUUACAAAUGAUAUUAAGUGCAGAACAUGAAAACGACAUUUGGGUGCUUUUGGAAUAUUCUUCCAUAGGAGAUUUAUACUCCUAUGUAGGUUUUAAAAUAUUAGACGAAACGGAAGUGAAAAUAAUUGUCAGUCAAAUUUUGUUUGCUCUUUAUUAUCUUCACAUUAAUGGAAUCAUACAUUGCGAUAUAAAGCCAAAUAAUUUACUUCUCUUCAAUUUGGAAGAGUCUUUCCUUUUUGAGUCGGAUGUCCUAUCAGAUCUGGAAUUGUCACAUAACAAUGUCAAGGGGAAAAAAUUGAAUAUUAAGAAAUUGCUCAGCUCGAUUAAGGAAAAUAUCGCCAAGCAUCCGAAUGAAAAGACGUUUAAGAGUAUUGUAAAAAUUGGCGACUUUGGAUUGUCCGUCAGAUGUGCCUUUGAUGAGUUCUACCCCUAUCGCGGGAUUCGGGGCAGCUACGGGUUCAUCGCCCCUGAGUUGUUCCAAGAGUCCAACUUUAACAACAAAAUUGACAUGUGGGCACUGGGCAUAAUCACCUACAUCCUUUUAGGAGGUUAUAGACCCUUUUACCCCUGUUCUAGGUUUGAGGAAGAGGUAACGUUCCACGAACGAUACUGGUUUAAUAUAUCCUCAGAGGCAAAGAACUUUAUUCAGUCCCUCCUGCAGAUUAACCCGUCGAAACGGCUGAAUGUGAUUGAGGCGAUGGAGCAUCCCUGGUAA
Messenger RNA from Plasmodium fragile, 1917 nucleotides. Its product is annotated as CAMK protein kinase. Gene Ontology annotation, biological process: protein phosphorylation. Lineage: Eukaryota; Apicomplexa; Aconoidasida; Haemosporida; Plasmodiidae. Gene Ontology annotation, molecular function: ATP binding; protein kinase activity. The transcript is spliced from 5 exons. The coding region runs from base 1 to 1917 and encodes 638 amino acids. The record is from RefSeq and is a predicted model, not a curated record.